Eriocheir sinensis (Chinese mitten crab) is the source of this 1832-nucleotide messenger RNA. RefSeq names its product lachesin-like. The coding region runs from base 1 to 1266 and encodes 421 amino acids. The transcript has 12 exons. Gene Ontology annotation, cellular component: neuron projection. NCBI's taxonomy places the organism in Eukaryota, Metazoa, Arthropoda, Malacostraca, Decapoda, Varunidae. The record is from RefSeq and is a predicted model, not a curated record.
AUGGCUGAUUCUAAGGACGACGGUGGAGUUUCCGCCACGAACCUAAAUUCGGUAUCAACGUGGGCCCCAGGUGUGGUGUCGCGGGACCCCAUCUUCCUGGCCGAGAUCCAGAACCAGACAGUCUCGGAGGGCAGGAACGUCCGCUUCGCCUGCAGAGUGGACAACCUCGGCUCACACAAGGUGGCGUGGAUCCACUACGAGAACUCUGCCAUCCUGACGGUGUCGAACCACGUGAUCACCCGCAACGAGCGCAUCACCGUCAGCCGGGACAAGAGGCAGAACACCUACUUCCUGCACAUACGCGACGUGCGGGAGACGGACACUGGCAAGUACAUGUGCCAGAUCAACACCGCCUCCGCCAUGACCAUCGCGGGAUACCUCACAGUCGUCGUCCCCCCCGACAUCGUGGACAACGAGAGCUCCGGCGACGUCAUAGCCCAGGAGGGGAACGAUAUCAAGCUGCGGUGCCGCGCCAAGGGGUCGCCGCGCCCUACCGUCACUUGGAAGCGGGAGGACGGCCAGCACAUCACCGUCAACAAGUCCACCACAGUGCCGGAGUACACGGGCGAGGUGCUGCGGCUCAGUAAGGUCAGCAGGAUGGACAUGGGCGCCUACCUCUGCAUCGCCUCCAACGGUCACCCGCCCACCGUCAGCAAGCGGAUCCUCGUCAGCGUGGACUUCCCGCCCAUGCUCUGGAUCCCGCACCAGCUGAUCGGCGCGGCGCGGGGCAAGACGGUGGUGCUGGAGUGCUUCACGGAGGCCCACCCCACCUCCCUCAACUACUGGACCAGGGGCGACGGCAACAUGAUCUAUGACUCGAUGAAGUACCGCAUCGAGAACCGCGUGGGCAACCCGGAGUACAAGAUCCACAUGCUACUGACGGUGCGCUACCUGGACGAGGACGACUUCGGGACGUACCGCUGCGUGGCCAAGAACCCGCGAGGCGAGACCGACGGCUCCAUCAAGAUAUACGGUAGACUCCGGCCGCCCCCACCAGCCCCGCCCCCCACAACGGAGGCCGAGGUGUUCGAGAAGAUAAACAACCAGGUGUGGGACAGAUCAGAGAACAGAACACGCAAGAGACCGAACCCGCAGGCAGUGAGUGACCAAAACGGAGACGGCGAAGAGCUCGACCUGAGGGAGCAGGAGCGGAGCCUCAACCUUCCCGCCAUCGGCCCGAGCUCAGGUACCCGCGAUGCCUACUCCGUGCUCCCCCUGGCCGGCGUUGCGGGGGCGGCGUCCCUGCUGUGGGCCCGCCGCUUCUGAGAGCAACGCUUGGCCGCCUGCUGGAGGGUGCCGCGCCGGCCACAGCAUGAGCGGCGGGCUGCCUCCCAAGCGCACUCUUUAUCUGUGAAGCGGCUCAGCCAAUCCGGGCGCAAUGGAGCGAAGGAAUGUGACGCCACGUGUAAACAAACGAACUCAGUGGUUGCUGCCCAGCCGACCAGAAAGCGAGAUACACGUCUUGGUGGUGGCACGGCGACGUUCCGUCGGGAGGUUUGUUGAUCUAUGUUGAAACUCAGAGGAAUUUAUCGGUGUUUAGAAGAUUCUGAACCUACUGCAGCCAUAUUUGAAUCCUAUCCCUGUGAUCAUGUUCUGUGUGUGUGGUUGGUUGGUUCGCUGCGGCCGAGUGUGUCCACGCCCUUGAUCCCCAACGCUGCUGCUGACUUAACACUUAUAUACAGAUAUUUAACGUUAAGGCGUUGAAUAAUGGCUUCCAGAUAUAUCUAUAUAUGAGAACCCCCUUUAACCCUUCUACCUUCCUUUCCUUUCCUGCCCUCCCCUGGCCCAGAUGCUCCCCUUAGCUAGGCAGUCGGUCCCCCUUACCUUAGCUA